GUGGGUGGUACCGCCUCUCGUGGAUAACGCGAGCGAUUAGUCGAUUACUCGGCGCAUACACGACCGCGGGGUGUAUGUACACGACGCAUGCGUAAAGCACAUCGACUGCAAAAUGUGACGUAUAGGACGCACGCGUAAACAGUCAUUAGAUCGCAGUCUCCAGCGACAUUUCCAAUUUCUCCUAAAACGUGAUUCCGCACAAGAAAACUGUCGAAUGACAGUUACGUGAAAAUUUCAGGCAAGAGGAUUCGACCCUACAUUUACCGAGAUGAGUCUCGAAUCCGGUGGAAGAAUAUUUUAUCAGCUGCUCUUGGCAAUCUUGCUUUUUCAUCCACAAGUAGAUGGGAAUUAUUUUAGGACUAAUUCGAAAAAGGACGACCAAUGUUUUUGCAAGUUAAAAGGAUCGAUAGACGAUUGUACCUGCAAUGUGGACACUGUCGACUACUUCAAUAACAUGAGAAUAUAUCCGAGAAUUCAGAGUCUUCUAGUCAGAGAUUACUUUAGAUUUUAUAAAGUAAACUUGAAGCAGGACUGCCCGUUUUGGGCAGACGACAGUAAGUGCGCUAUACGUCAUUGUCAUGUGUUACCUUGUCAAGAUGAUGACAUUCCAGAGGGUUUAAAAGGGGAGGUGUCGAGAAAUAUACAUUUUAAUGAAAGCCCGGUAGACAAGUACAGAGCCGGUGCACAAAUCACCAAUUGUAGACACAGUGCGAGAGAUCACAAUAUAGAACUCGGAUACUUGAAUACGACAAUCAGUUCCGAGAAUUACAAAGAAUUUGAACGAUGGCAGCGGCACGAUGACGCACAAGAUAAUUUCUGUGUAAAGGAAUCUAGUCCCGGAGAAUACGUGGAUCUUUUACUCAAUCCUGAAAGAUAUACAGGAUAUAAGGGAGUCAGUGCACACAGAAUAUGGCGGAGUAUUUACAUGGAAAAUUGUUUUAGGCCUGAAAACUCGCCUCACAUUUUUAUACAAUCUUCCAAAAUAAAUGGAAUGUGUCUAGAAAAACGAGUCUUUUACCGAGUAAUAUCCGGCUUGCAUGCUAGCAUUAAUAUACAUUUAUGUUCAAAGUAUUUGAUAGUCCCCCAAGAUGGAUUACGAGUAUCGGCCGAUAAUCAAUGGGGUCCUAACUUGGAAGAAUUAGAAAAAAGAUUCUCUCCUGAAGCAACGGGUGGCGAAGGCCCCAGUUGGCUAAAAAAUUUAUAUUUCACUUAUUUACUUCAAUUAAGAGCUCUAGCCAAGGCUGCGCCUUACUUGGAGAGAGAAGAAUAUUAUACGGGUAAUGAAAUGGACGAUGAGGAUACCAGACUGGCUGUGAAUGAUAUACUGACUGUUGUCAAAUCAUUCCCGGAACAUUUCAAUGAAACAGUAAUGUUUACCGGUGGAACGGAGGCACAACUGUUGAAAGAAGAAUUUAGGCAACAUUUCAGAAACAUUUCGCGCAUUAUGGAUUGCGUUGGUUGCGACAAGUGCAAGUUAUGGGGUAAAUUGCAAAUCCACGGUCUAGGCACCGCGUUAAAGAUACUAUUCUCCGGAAAAUUCGACAAGUGGGAACCAACGCUCAAUAAUCUCAAUCGAAAAUCAUUCUUCUUGGAAAGAAGCGAAAUUGUUGCCCUGGUGAAUGCUUUCGGAAGAUUAUCGGAGAGCAUCUUCGAACUGGACAGAUUUCGCCGGAUGAUGAGAUAACGUACCAUUCUGUAAUUACUAAUCGAUAAUUAGGUCCUAUACGGUACCACUACGAGUCUACAUCACGUAAACGCAUCACGUAACUCAGAUUUCUAUCUGAGUCUCUAUCUUUUCUUCCCUAUUUGUUUUUUCUUUUCUUUUGUUCGUUUUUAUUCGUAGAGAGUAUUUUGUGAAUACAGGUUUGACGCAGGCUCCGGGCGCUGCAAACACAUGUAGCUAAAGAAUUAACUGUAUCGAAUUAAUAACUGUAGAAUUAAUUGCCGUUUAACAUCGUGCAAUUCCGCUUGAGCGAAAGGGGACGGGAAAUGUGCUGUUUUAUGUUGGAUCAGUUGUACAAUCAUGCAAAUGUAAAGUUUAAGAAACAUUUAUAGCGUACGCAUCUUUUAAUUACUUAACUGUCAACAAUACAAUCGAACGCGGAUCGUAGCUGUUUAUAUAUAUUUAUAUUUUAUGACGAAAAGAAAAAUCUGUACACGUUAAAUGUACAUGUUGGGCCCGAUUGCACCAGUGUUUACCUACGUCGACGAGAAAUCGAUGAGGUUUCCCUUUACAUUUGUAUCAUGGCUAGGACAACGCUAAGUACUAAUCGUAAUUGAGAUGUAAUUUAGUACAUAUACAUACAUACAUAUAUAGGAUAUAUCAGGAUAAACGAAAAGAGAAACCAGACUAUUGGUGUAUGUGCUUAUUAUACAAAGUAAUUAAUUAGAGGUACCUAUUUUAUAAGACUGUCCUCCGAAUUGAUAUUUCUUUCCGACUUUGAUCGUAACUUUUGACUCUGUCUGUGAUAAAUAUCUUAUCUAAGGCAAUUAAUUGUAUGCAUACAUAUAUACAUAUAUACACAUACACAUAUAUAUUUUUACAUACUCUACUAAACGUGCGCAUGUGCAUAUAUUAUACUAUACUUUAAAGAGUCAAAAUUUCGUUUAUAUACGAUAGAUAUUUUUUAUUCUACAUAUAAACGAUUACUGCAUGUAGAGAUACAUAUAAAGGUCCAAAUGAUUGAUGUAAAAGCAAUACGAGCUGCGAAUAUUCGAAUUAUGUAACCGUAUGCAAGUUUUUGCGUUUUAUUAUAUCGAUACUUGUUACGACUACCUGUAGACGAGAAAAAACGGACAUUUAUAAAUAAAUAAUGUGUACGAGUGCAAUA
Ooceraea biroi (clonal raider ant) is the source of this 2831-nucleotide messenger RNA. RefSeq names its product endoplasmic reticulum oxidoreductin-1-like protein (gene Ero1L). The record is from RefSeq and is a predicted model, not a curated record. NCBI's taxonomy places the organism in Eukaryota, Metazoa, Arthropoda, Insecta, Hymenoptera, Formicidae. Gene Ontology annotation, cellular component: endoplasmic reticulum membrane; endoplasmic reticulum. Gene Ontology annotation, biological process: protein folding in endoplasmic reticulum. Gene Ontology annotation, molecular function: FAD binding; thiol oxidase activity; protein-disulfide reductase activity.